This is a messenger RNA of Archocentrus centrarchus (flier cichlid), 4594 nucleotides long. It is a transcript of the gene lpin1b, whose product is annotated as lipin 1b. Gene Ontology annotation, molecular function: transcription coactivator activity; phosphatidate phosphatase activity. The record is from RefSeq and is a predicted model, not a curated record. Gene Ontology annotation, cellular component: nucleus; mitochondrial outer membrane. Bases 214 to 2883 code for a protein of 889 amino acids. Lineage: Eukaryota; Metazoa; Chordata; Actinopteri; Cichliformes; Cichlidae. Gene Ontology annotation, biological process: triglyceride biosynthetic process; positive regulation of transcription by RNA polymerase II; cellular response to insulin stimulus. The transcript has 20 exons.
GACGCACUCAGAAGAAUCGUCGCUUUAACUUAAAUUAUACGUUUUUCUUCAGUGGUCCCAGGCGCUGUAUCAGGAAAUCAGGAAGCACCUCUAUUGAGAAAUAGGAGUUUUUCUAUAAUGUUUCGUUGUUUUGUUAUUUCCUGUUGAGGAAACGCUUGUCUCUCGAGUGAUGGUAAAGGCUGCCCGCUCAGCCUGAACAAGACCCGCCAAACCAUGAACUUCGUGGGCCAGUUGGCUGGCCAGGUGUUUGUCCAGGUCAAAGAGCUGUACCGAGGCCUCAAUCCCGCCACCCUCUCUGGCUGCAUUGAUGUCAUUGUGGUGAGACAGCCCGAUGGCUCCCUGCAGUGCUCACCUUUCCAUGUGCGCUUCGGCAAGCUGGGGGUCCUACGGUCCCGAGAGAAAGUGGUGGACAUGGAAAUCAACGGAGAACCAGUAGAUCUCCAUAUGAAGCUUGGGGAAAAUGGAGAGGCAUUUUUUGUGCAAGAAACAAAAAAUGAUCAGGAAGUGGUUCCCUCCUACCUGGCCACCUCUCCUAUCAUGUCAGAUUGCCCCGUUUUGAUGGGGAAGACCUCUGGGACACCCAUACAGAAUUUGUGCUCCGUGGCAAGUAAUGUUGAGAGCAGUAACAUGAUGAUGAAGAAAAGGAGGAAGAGGAGGAGGAAGGCUCGGGCAGACAGCAUGAGGAGAGAGGAAAGUGGAGACUACUCUGCAGAUGAAGACAUGUUCACCAUAGACAUCAGCUCAGAUGAAGGAGCGGAAAUGGAGAGCAACAGGUCUACAUCUCGGGAUGUCUCCAGAGAGGAGAACACAGUUGGCUCGACCAGCACUUCUUUCAAACAGGCCGGCAUCUACGCUCGUUCAGAUGGGGAGUGGAGUCCCAUUCAGAGCCCUGGAAACUCUCGCCCCACCUCUCCCAAGAGUGACUCUGAACUAAUUGCCAGACCAUCAAAUGCAGGCAGUCAGAAUCCAGAAAUGCACUGGGCAUGGGGAGAGCUGCCUCAGGCUGCCACGCCAUCUGUCCUUCCACUGAAGUCCAACCCUCCGCCAGUUUGCCCCAUAUCCAUCCCGGUGUCUGAAAGCACACACUUCCGUGUGAUUACACCUGAGGUGUCUUCAGAACAGUGUGGGCCCUGCUCUGAAAUGCCAGCACUGCGCCUGCUGAUGCCGACAGAGAUGAUUCACACAGAGGAAACAGUCGUCACGGUUGGGGCGGAGUCAGAAUCCUUUAGGAUGGAGUCUCAGACAGUAACUUCAGAGAUGCAGGUUACAGCAGCGGGAGGCGCGGCAGCUCAUACGGUGGGCGACGUGGAGGAGACGUCGCCUCGUCCACAUGGCAAAACAGACUCUCCAUCCAAGAAAAAAGACAAAAGGAGUCGCCACCUUGGUUCUGAUGGAAUCUAUCUGGAUGACAUCACAGAGCUUGAACCUGAAGUGGCAGCCCUUUAUUUUCCUAAGAGUGACAGCGGUGCAACAGUGAGGAGCAUCUCAGACCCAGGUCUCCACAGCACCAGCCAGUCUCCUCAGUCAGUAAGCUCUGGGGGAGACAGUGGGGUGGACAGUUACUGCGAUCCCAUGUCUGACCUGCCAUCUAUUGCUAUUUCCCUGUGUGGAGGGCUCACUGACAACAGGGAGAUCACUAAAGAGCAGUUUUAUGAGAAGACUGUCUCCUAUCAGCAGUUCACAGAGAACCCCUCCAUCAUCGAUGACCCCAACUUAGUGGUGAAAAUUGGCUCAAAGUACUAUAAUUGGAGCACUGCGGCUCCGCUUGUGCUGGCUAUGCAAGCCUUUCAGAAGCCUCUGCCAAAGGCUGCGGUGGAGAACAUUAUGAAGGAGAAGAUGCCCAAGAAAGGAGGAAGGUGGUGGUUCUCCUGGAGAAGCAGAAACAGCAGUGCCAAAUCGGAUUCAGUCUCUGAGCGUGGGGCUUGUUGCACUGCUGAGCAGGCUGGGAAUAUGACAAGCAGACUUAAAGAAGAGUCAUCCUCUAGUGAUGAAGACCACAGGGAAGCCAAGCAGAACUCUUCCCCCAUACAGCCAGAGCCGGGUCUCACAACAGGAGGCGUGUCUUAUAAGAAAACACUCCGACUCACAUCAGAGCAGCUGCUGUCUCUUCAGUUACAAGACGGCCCUAAUGAUGUAGUGUUCAGCGUCACCACUCAGUACCAGGGAACCUGUCGCUGUCAAGGCACCAUUUACCUCUGGAACUGGGAUGACAAGAUAAUUAUCUCCGACAUAGACGGAACCAUUACCAGGUCGGACACAUUAGGUCAUAUUCUGCCCACACUCGGGAAAGACUGGACACACCAGGGAAUUGCUCACCUCUACCACAAAGUCAGCCAAAAUGGCUACAAGUUUCUGUACUGCUCAGCCCGAGCGAUCGGCAUGGCCGACAUGACCAGAGGUUACCUCAACUGGGUCAAUGAGAGAGGCACGAUGCUCCCUAUGGGCCCCGUCCUUUUGAGCCCGAGCAGCCUCUUUUCAGCCCUGCACAGGGAGGUGAUAGAGAAGAAGCCGGAGAAGUUUAAGGUGGAGUGUCUCACUGAUAUCAAGAACCUCUUCUACCCCAACAAACAGCCUUUCUACGCAGCAUUUGGCAACAGACCGACGGAUGUAUUCUCAUAUAAAGAGGUUGGAGUGUCACUGAACAGGAUUUUUACAGUAAACCCCAAAGGCGAGUUGGUGCAGGAACACGCCAAGACCAACAUCUCCUCCUACGUACGUCUGGGCGAGGUGGUUGACCACGUUUUUCCACUGAUGACACGGGCCUCCUCCUCUGACUUCCCCUGCUCGGACACCUACAGCCACUUCACCUACUGGAGGGAGCAGUUCCCCCUGGUGGACCAUCAGGGAACUACACCCCAACAAACUGCCAGCUCCAGCAGCUGACUACCUCCGGCUUCCUGAGCAAGGACUGAAUGAUGGUGUGCUUGAGAUGUAGCAGAGGGUUGGAGAAUGAUGUGUGUGAGUGUAUAUGAUUGUCGAGGGUUUUUUUUUUUUCGUUUAACACGAGAUGGAGCACUUUAUUAGUGGACAGCAGAGAGUAAAACUAGUAAAAAAGUAAAGCAAUCUGCUGUGAAUAGUCUUAAUGCACAAGAUGCAUAUAAGCGCACUUUUAUUAAAAGAUGGCCUUUGGGUUCAUCUGACUAUAUGUAUGUAUGCGUAUGAGAAAUAAUAGUAAUUUAUUCAGGCAGCUUAGUACUGAUACUAUAUUAAAGGGAGUGUUGACAGUAUCUCAGUAGCUAGACUUCAGCACACAGUAAUGGCCUACCUGUGGCCUCUGUUCAUCAUAACCAUGCAGUGCACACAUCAGAGAACAGGUUACUUAAACUUGUGCCAAACACUCAAUUUGGAAUUAAUUUUCUUACUGUGACCAUCUAGUCUGGAGGACCAAAAAUGGCAUAAGCAUUUCCACACAAAUACAUUACUCACAUUUAAAAAAUGGCGUAGUUAAGCCAGUGUCUUCAGUUGAUUUCUACAUUUUCAUCUGUCGACUUUUUCAAUUCAGUUUUAUUCAUAUAAUUCACAACAACAGUUGCCUCAAGGCGCUUUAUAUAGUCAGGCAAAGACCCUGCAGUAAUAGAGAGAAAACCCCAACAAUCAGAUGGCCCCCUAUGAGCAAGCACUCCCUUUUUACAGGAAGAAACCUCCAGCAGAACCAGGCUCAGGGAGGGGCAGCCAUCUUUCUUUUUGGUAUUUUUGGUGUUAUUUCUAUGUUCCUGCAUUUUUUUUUAUUCAGCUCAUGCCAGUUUUGGCCCUCCUGUAUUUUACGGUCUUCAGUCAGCAUGGAAGUGCAGCUCUCCACAGGCAACGUUACAAUGUAGCAACAUGUAUGCGUGUGAAGUAUGACUCUAUUUGAAUUCAAAUCAAUCAAGUCAGUGUUAUAACCGAAAAGCACAACACUUUAAGUCAUCAACUUCCUCUAAAAUUUAAGUGUCGUUAUCUGUUGCUGAAAUAUUUUUAUUUUUCUAUUCAGAGUAUGCAUCUGUUGUGGUGAGAAUGUGAUUUCUGUUUGGAUUUGUGAGACGCCUUUACAGUUCAUCUAGUCUACAUGAUUGUUUAGAUGUCGACGUUAUACUGUUUAAGUAUAACAGUGUGUGUAAGAUAGCUUAUAUUUCUAUUACUGCUACCAGAAAUCCUCAUCAGAAUAUACGCAGCUAAGAGAGGUCACAGUAUAAAAAGGAAAGUUUGAUCUUUUUCUCCAUCACUUAGUUUAUUGUGAAUAAAAUUAGCUGAAUAUUAUCAUAGGCCUACAGUAUAGUUUUUAAGCGAUGAUGUGUGUGUGUGUGUACAUAAUGCUUUAAGAGUGCUAUUAUUCUUUCAGUGAAAGAGCUAAAAUAGCUUGAAAGUGUUUUUAUUUUUGCCUUAACUGUGAACAUGAGCCACACCUUUGCUUUCCUUCAAACAGUUAAAUUGGUGCAAUCGUGCUCAUUAAUGACACUUGGGUAAAUACUUUGUGUGUGACCAUCCACUAUCAGUAGGAACAAGAACAACUCCUCUGCCUGCCGAACUAAUGUCCACCUUAACAGCAGAUGAUGAGUUGUUAUUUAACAGCAACAAAAAAGUUCAUUUUGACACCCAAAAUAAAGGUUUACAAAUA